CUCUUGGUUACACUGAGUUUAUCAUUAGGUGCAGUGGCUGGGUGAGUGAGAGAGAGAGAGAGAGAGAGAGAGAGAGAGAGAAGAUUAAAAGCUGGGUGAAGUGCCCAAGUGAGCGAUUCGAGAAAUAUCAACUACUGGUAGCUUGAGCGUCUUAGACCUAAGACGAGUCAUGAGUGCCAGGAGUUACCGAAGUGAGGCUCGGACAGGGUCGGCCGCCCCCUCUCACAGAUCGAGCUCAACAUCCCACCACAGCUCUGACGAACAGCUAGAGAAGAACAACGUGGUCUUGUUUGACAAGCGGCUGUCCAUGGGAAACCCACUCCACAAACCGAUAUAUACGGGGCCAGACGGCAUGGAUUGGCACAGGUAUCCCGUAACCAGGGACCCGCAGUUCGUUGGUAUAGGGAGCUUCUCGCCGGAGAAAACCUGUCAAAUCAGCUACCUCAGCCGAAACCCAGUCAACAUGCCCUUCCCCAAAGCAAAGAACGGUAGAAUCGGGGAGAUUGGGUGGCCAGUGGAUUACUUUGGAGUGGUGAAAGGGGUGUGAGUGGCCAAUAGUGCCCACUUCGAAUUGACCAAGAAUUGUUCUUAUAUGUUUAGAGUGAAGGAUGAGGUGUUUUGAAGACAUUGGUGAUAAUUAAGAGUGCUUUACGCAUUUUCACUUUCUUUGCUGAACACUUUCUUUCAUUAUCAACACUCAAAAAUUAUAAUAUUAAGAGAAAA
This is a messenger RNA of Lingula anatina, 723 nucleotides long. RefSeq lists its product as uncharacterized. The record is from RefSeq and is a predicted model, not a curated record. Lineage: Eukaryota; Metazoa; Brachiopoda; Lingulata; Lingulida; Lingulidae.